AUUAUUGUCAAACAUCAAGACAGAUCAAGAAAAAGUUCAUCUCCACCACCCACUUUAAGAGCUAGAAUAUGGACAACAGAAGAUUAAACAAGCUCUACCAAACAGGCGUAGUGAUCAAGCAAAUAGUGAAGAGAUGUUCCAGCCUAGGCAAAAAACAUCAUGGCUACAACAACGACGAUGAGCUCCCUCUUGACGUACCAAAAGGACACUUCGUCGUCUACGUCGGAGAGAACCGGAGUAGGUACAUUGUUCCCAUCUCCUUCUUGGCCCGGCCCGAGUUCCAGCGCCUUCUUCACCGGGCCGAGGAGGUUUUCGGGUUUGACCACGACAUGGGCGGCCUCACCAUCCCCUGCGACGAAGACGUGUUCCAAUCGCUGACGUCCAUGCUCCGAUAAAGUGCAGCAGUAGUUUUCUGAUCCGACGGCCGGAGAUGUUGAUGGAGCUGCGAUGUGAGGAUGGUGAUUAUCCUAUCCUAUCCGAUCCGAUCCGAUCCUCAUCAUAAUAUAAUCCAGGCAGGAAAUUAAAUAGCUAGCUCUGAUAUAUAGAUUAUUACGAGUAUAAUUUUUUUGUUACUAACUGGAGCUGGGUUUUCAUCCUCUCUCGAAGAAAUAAAGAAAAAGAAAAGAAAAAGAAACCUGCCGAGUAUUUCGCAAGUUGUAAAUUUGAACGUAUUUAAUUUCCCCUAAUUUUGAUCAUACAAUUAAUUGAUUAAUUAUAUUGCACAAUUUGUACCUGUGGAAAACUAUAGUACGUA
Molecule: messenger RNA, 754 nt
Organism: Cuscuta europaea
Lineage: Eukaryota; Viridiplantae; Streptophyta; Magnoliopsida; Solanales; Convolvulaceae
Source: the annotation of a GenBank genome assembly